Messenger RNA from Wyeomyia smithii (pitcher-plant mosquito), 2448 nucleotides. RefSeq names its product SWI/SNF-related matrix-associated actin-dependent regulator of chromatin subfamily A member 5-like. Gene Ontology annotation, cellular component: nucleus. The transcript is spliced from 3 exons. The coding region runs from base 157 to 2361 and encodes 734 amino acids. Gene Ontology annotation, biological process: positive regulation of transcription by RNA polymerase II. The record is from RefSeq and is a predicted model, not a curated record. Gene Ontology annotation, molecular function: DNA binding; ATP-dependent chromatin remodeler activity; ATP binding. Lineage: Eukaryota; Metazoa; Arthropoda; Insecta; Diptera; Culicidae.
AAAACGGUUGUCAGCUGCUUUUUUACUUCGCUGUUAAGGCAGGUCAUGCAACAUCAGUUAACGACCAACACCGGCGUAGAAUAAGUGGAUUGCUUGAGUUUGAGAAUCGAAGAUUCGUGUUUGUUCCUGUUAAUUAAAUUUAAUGCAAUUUCUUAAAUGAUAAUUCCAUUUGUUACUGACAUAUCUCAACGAGUAAGCAAAAUUCUGCUGCCUUUGCAAUUUCUCAGCAACAACAUGAGCAAUCAGGUUGCAAACAAUGGAGACGAUGCGGCAGCUGGUAAUAGCGAAAAUUCCGAUAUCAAGCAUCCUGAGCGUCGUCACUCCGCGACUCCCAGUGAUGUGAUGGAUAUGGACCACUCUGUUGACGAUUCCACCAACUUGAGUGCUUACCGCAGAGAUCUAUCCGACGCUCAAAUGUGUCGCUUAGAGUUUCUGGAGGAUCAGUUUUUACAGUUCAAACAGUUUAUCGAGCAGCGCAAAGGUACUAAAAACCCGGCGUCAAAAGGAAAUACGAAAGAUUCCAACAAUAAUCAACCGGUCAAAAGGGAGAGAAAACGCGUGCAGCAGCAUAUCGGAAAGGAAAAGGACCUUUUGAAGGUUGGGGCAUACUUUACUACCUCACCGUCAUUCAUCAAUGGAGUAAUGAGAGAUUACCAAGUCGAUGGUUUGAACUGGCUCAUAUCGCUGUAUGAUAAGGGUAUCAAUGGAAUCUUGGCCGAUGAGAUGGGUUUGGGUAAAACGCUGCAAUCAAUAUCUAUGUUGGGUUAUCUGAGGCACCACAAAAACAUCAAAGGACCCCAUCUAGUUAUUGUUCCUUUAUCAACAAUUAACAACUGGAUUCGAGAAUUCCAACGAUUUAUUCCAGAUGUUCGAGUCUUACGGGGACAUUGUUACAAGCAAGAUAAAGGGCAACUGUACAAGACCCUGGCAGCAGGCCGUAGAUCAUGGGACGUUGUUGUUACAAAUUAUCAAUUUUUCGUUUCCGAAAAAACGCAUUUCAAACGAAUCAAUUAUCAGUACGUUAUCCUCGAUGAGGCUCAGCGUUGUAAAAAUGAGCACACACAAUUUUCAUCAUUACUACGACAAAUUACUUAUCGCAGCAUUUUAUUCCUAACUGGUACUCCAAUCAACAACAAUCUGCACGAACUAUGGGCAAUGUUGAAUUUGCUUCUGCCAGAAUUCUUCCGCGAUGCAGAGGAUUUCGACUCUUGGUUCAAAGUAGAGGACUGCAUUGAUCCAAAUCACGAACGCUCGUUGCGACUGAAAAAUAUCCUCCAGCCGAUUAUGCUUCGUCGUAUAAAAGCUGAAGUUGAACUUAACAUUCCACCAAAGAUAAAGACUACCAUCUUUAUGCCUCCCACGAGGGCAAUGAGGUAUUGGUCCAAAAAAGUGAUCAAUCGGGACAUUCAGCUUACUCGUGGUGCAGGAUAUAGUGUGAACUUUCAUAUGGCCAAUAUAUUCCCUUAUCUACGGCAGGUGACUUUACACCCAUACUUGAUGCCUGGUGCGGAACCGGAGCCCUUCGAGGAAGGACAACAUUUAGUAGAUGCCAGCUCACGGAUGAUCGUACUCGAUAAACUUCUUGCUCGACUGUAUAAACGCGGAUCACGGGUCCUUAUUUUCUCUCAGUUUGUAGUUCUGUUAAACAUUCUGGAUGAUUAUUUGGCAUGGAAGGGUUACAAAUAUUCACGUCUAACUGGAGAUACCAACACUGACGAACGACAAGUUCUGCUAGACGAUUUUAACGCUCCAGGGUCAGACAAGUUUAUCUUUAUGCUAACAACCCGUGCCGGAGGGGUAGGCAUUAAUCUCCCGACUGCCGACACUGUGAUAUUCUACGAUGUCGAUUGGAAUCCACAGGCCGAUUUCCAGGCAGAAGAUCGAGCCCAUCGCAUCGGACAAACUAAGCAGGUUCACGUGUUCCGCUUUAUCGUUUUGGGAACUGUGGACGAGAGUUUAUAUCGAUGCUCUUAUCUUAAGCAAGCACUGGAUAAAGCGAUUGUGAAGAAAAGUCUUGGGGAGGCGGAAAUAUCGUCCGCUAUCAAGCAUCACGAGGAGUACCUGCAAGUAGGAAGCAGCAUCGACGUGGCGGCUGUUGACAGUCAGUUGGAUAGCAUAUUUGAGGAAAUCGAUCGUGGUGCUCGCAAUCCAGAACAAGACACAUUAUUUAAAGAAGUUUACCUAAAAGGUACACUCAAACGACGUUUAUCUGAGGAGCGCGAGUUGGAUGCAAUCAAGCCUCCACCGGAACCGAUUCUACCAACUAUAGAUCUGUCCGGACCUGCCGGCUACGUAUAUAAACCUCGUAAGGCGAAAAAAGCUCGCUGUUAUAUAAAUGAAAAUUACAGCGAUGAAUUUUAAGCUUUUUUGUUACUUUUAUGUUUCUAAACAUGUUAUACCAGUUCUGAUAUUACUUUCUCACUGCCGAGUACAGUAUUGUUCUUUUGU